Wyeomyia smithii (pitcher-plant mosquito) is the source of this 849-nucleotide messenger RNA. RefSeq names its product anaphase-promoting complex subunit 11 (gene lmgA). Gene Ontology annotation, molecular function: zinc ion binding; cullin family protein binding; ubiquitin protein ligase activity. The coding region runs from base 175 to 429 and encodes 84 amino acids. Gene Ontology annotation, cellular component: anaphase-promoting complex; nucleus. The record is from RefSeq and is a predicted model, not a curated record. NCBI's taxonomy places the organism in Eukaryota, Metazoa, Arthropoda, Insecta, Diptera, Culicidae. Gene Ontology annotation, biological process: anaphase-promoting complex-dependent catabolic process; positive regulation of mitotic metaphase/anaphase transition; protein ubiquitination. The transcript has 2 exons.
GCAUUCAACCAUCAAAUCAAAGCUUUGCGGCAGAGAGCAAAACAAGAGUUCUGAUUUCCGUUCAACGUUUUUCUCAGGUUAAUCGUAAUAGUUAGUGCAAUUUUAGAGUGCUUUAAUCAGACUACUUUGUAGAAACGUUCCUUCAAUGUGUCACACGUGGGGACAGUUGUUAAGAUGAAAGUUACAGUGAAAAGUUGGAUGGGAGUUGCCGUCUGGAAAUGGCUCGCCAACGAUGACAAUUGCGGAAUCUGUCGGAUGGCCUUUGAGGGCUGCUGUCCGGAUUGUUCACUGCCAGGAGAUGAUUGUCCCCUUGUUUGGGGAGCCUGUUCGCAUUGCUUCCACAUGCAUUGCAUCGUGAAAUGGCUCAAUUCGCAGGCCAACCAGCAGUGUCCGAUGUGUCGCCAAACUUGGAAGUUCAAUGAAAAGUAAAAAGUACUAGGCCUGGCAGGGCAGCAAGAACGAACGGUGGUGCAUUUCGGUAGGAGCUAAAUGUUUUUUGCACGAUUUAUUUGGAAGGAUAAACUAUUCGAACAGCACUUUUGCCUUGAGAGUAAUAGUGGAUUAAGUGGUACGGGGCAGAAAUAUACAUUGAGUCAGAGAAAAGAAGCGUGAAACUGUGGUUUAUUUGGCCGUGGGUGGAUCAACUUGGUCGAUCGGUUGUUUUGUAGAUCAAUACAAGCGAGGUGCUAGUGCGUUUUUUGUUACUGCUAACUAAAGUUCUGUGGCGAUACUUGCUUUUCCAGUAUGAAAUUUAGUGCUGAGUGAGUUUCGGAUUGUUUGAAUAAACUGAAUAUGUGACAAAAUUAAUAGUGAAAACUGCAUACCGAGUUCAACGGAAUUGUUCGACAC